GUAACUGAUGCAGACUGCUGACUUUGUUGUGUAAAUGGAGGGACAGGAGCAGGUCCCCUUUCCUGUGUCUUCUUGUCUGACGUUUCAACUGUAACACUCAGCUUCUCCAUAAAGCAGUCAUGGAAAGCCUGCUUUGCCCCAGAGACUGCCCGUCCGCAGUGACUGAGCGGCGCAGUGCAGUUUAAGAACAUUAUCCCCUUUUAAUCCACUUCGCCUUCUGCUGCAUACAGGUGGACAGACGCUCAAUGGAGCAGGCAGACACAGUCACACGCCCGCCUCCAUAUUUAAUUGCUUUUUUAUUUUGGAAACUGAACAGAUUCUCGCAUUGAACAUUGAUGCUGGAUUUCAUCUGUUGUUUUUAAGUAGCCUAUCCUUAAUUGUACUGAUUAUAGUUAGCAGUGAGUCUUUCAGGCAGAAAUGGAGGACCCCGAUAUGAGACAACAGAAGCUUGACAAUCAGCGAACCCUUUUGAUGAAAAAGCAACAAAAGAAGAGGGCUGAUUCCCAAAUGGUAGUAGCCAAUCGGGAUGCUCGCCAAAGGAGUCGAAAGCACAAAGCCGCCCGCUCUGAUGAAACACCUCUGUUGAUCCACCAAUCCCUCAGCAACGCUUCCCUGAGUGAUCAAGUUGAACAUGCCCAUGAUAACCCACUGGAUGAGAUCACAUUAGGGGAAUGUGACAUGAAAGCAAGCACGACAUUUGAUGAGAUGCCUUCAGAGAAUCAUGUUACUCCCAAGAAAAUGAGCUUGGACAUUCAGAAAGAGCCUGAGGUAAACUGGGAGGUGGAGAAUGAUGGUCAGGCGGAGGGAAAAAAGACAAAGAAGAAAGAAGGGAAAAAAGAUAAAGCCAAACAGACGGAACAGAACGAUGAAAAGGAAAAGGAGAAAAAGGAGAAAAAAACUAAGAAGAAAGAAAAAGUGAAAGAAUCUGAUGACCAACAGAAGACAAACAAGACAACCAAACAAGAGCGGAAAAAGAAUCACUUGCAGGAGGUUUCAUCCCAGGAGUUUCAACUCCCUACAACCGAGGGGACAGAGUCAGUGGUGGAGGUGGAAAGUCCAAAGAAGAACAAACGUGACGAAAGCGACAAUGAAGAAGGGACCCAGAGGCCUGUCCUUCAAUCGCCUAAGAAGAAAAAACAACUCGACACAUCCAGGUGCCAAAUAAGUGAAGAGAGCAAAGAAGAUGAACCCCAGGAAAAGGUGAAAAAGGAAAAGAAGACAAAGAAAGCCGAAAAAACUAAGCAGAGUCUUGCUUCCCUCAACACCAACUACAGGGAGAGUUCAUCUUCAGGCAGUGAAUCUAAUGAAAGACCGACAUCUUCAAUGUCAGUGGAGGAUCUUGAGAAGUUUGCUUUGCGUCCAGCCCCCAGAGAUGUGACGAUCCAGUGUAGGGUCACCAGGGACAGGAGGGGCAUGGAAAAGGGCAUGUACCCGACGUACUACCUCCACAUGGAGAAGACGGAUGGCAAAAAUGUUUUCCUAAUGGCAGGCAGAAAAAGGAAGAAGUGCAAAACAUCGAACUAUCUCAUCUCAACUGACCCGACAAAUCUGUCCAGAGAGACAAACUGCUACAUAGGGAAACUAAGGUCCAAUGUCCUGGGUACAAAGUUCACAGUCUAUGAUGGAGGUGAAAACCCUGAGAAAAAGCCGUUCAUCAAAGAGUGUGAAUCAGUGCGGCAAGAGCUGGCAGCAAUUUGUUAUGAGACUAAUGUGCUGGGAUUCAAGGGUCCUAGGAAAAUGACAGUGGUCAUCCCUGGCAUGUUGGAGAACGAUGAAAGAGUGUCCAUUCGUCCCAAAAAUGAAUCUGAGACUCUAUUGGUCCGCCAUGCGAACAGCCACACAGACAAACUCGUCACACUGCUGAACAAAUCCCCAAGCUGGAACGAACAGACUCAGUCAUAUGUGCUUAACUUCCACGGUCGUGUCACCCAGGCCUCCGUCAAAAACUUCCAGAUCAUCCACCCUGACAACGAGGAUUACAUAGUGAUGCAGUUUGGACGUGUGGCAGAGGAUGUCUUCUCCAUGGAUUACAGUUUCCCCUUGUGUGCACUGCAAGCCUUUGCCAUCACCCUGUCCUCAUUUGAUGGUAAACUGGCUUGUGAGUGAGCCACGCUGGUGUGCCUCAAGUGCUUAUCCAGAUCACUGAUCUAAAUAGAAACUUACAAUUGAAGUCAAAACUAUACCCAUAAUUUUACACAGGGUCAUUUUUCAUAUUUUGUAUCCUGGUGCAUUGUAACACUUUGUAUACACUAAAUAUGGAAAAUACAUGCCAUAGACCUAGACUUC
Anoplopoma fimbria (sablefish) is the source of this 2286-nucleotide messenger RNA. Its product is annotated as tubby protein homolog. Gene Ontology annotation, cellular component: cilium. The record is from RefSeq and is a predicted model, not a curated record. Bases 418 to 2106 code for a protein of 562 amino acids. Gene Ontology annotation, biological process: protein localization to cilium. The transcript has 12 exons. Lineage: Eukaryota; Metazoa; Chordata; Actinopteri; Perciformes; Anoplopomatidae.